UCCCGCUGCUGCAGCGCCGCUGUCCCGUUAUCUCAACUCUCUGAACGAGCUGGAAACAUCGUCCCGGGAUGAGACGAAAGAGAAAAGAAGACGACGUUCAUCAGGAAAGUUUGAUGAAAGUCACCUGCGGGAUUUGGAAAAUGUUUUUAAUGUCGAAGUGGUGGAUUUUUAUCGUUUGCCUGACAGAUGUCCUCCCUCCCCGUUGCUCAGCGGUUAAUGUGUUUGUGAGAGAUGAGAGGAGGUAUGCUGUGCUAUUCCAGUCAGUAAUCCUGCCAUGUCAGUACAACAGCGUGUCCACCCAGAUCCCCGUGGUGCAAUGGGUCUACAAGUCGUACUGCCGCGACCGAACACGGGACUCGUUCAGCUUCCCCGACAGCCUGAGUGGAGGCUUGGGAGGAGGGGGGCUGACGGGUGGAACCGGAGGAGCCAGUGGAGGGUACGACACAGGGAUGACAGCGAGCUACCUCGACUGUGCUGACAGCAGCCGGACGGUCCGAACUGUGGCCUCCAUCUCUGGUUCCUCAAUCACGCUGUCAGAGUACUACAAGAACAGAGACAUCUCCAUCAUCAACAAGGCAGACCUGCGCAUAGGAGAAGUCCAGUGGGGAGAUAGUGGAGUUUACAUCUGUAAAGUGGUUAUAGCUGAUGAUUUAGAGGGACAGAACGAAGCCUCCGUGGAGCUGCUGGUUCUUGAGUGGGUGUUUGUGGCGGCGGUCGUACUUGGCAGUGUCUUAUUCCUGCUGUUGGUUGGGGUUUGUUGGUGUCAGUGUUGUCCUCACUCCUGCUGCUGCUACGUCAGCUGCUGGUGCUGCCCCGACACGUGCUGCUGCCCUAGACACCUAUAUGAGGCAGGUAAGGGUAUAAAGACGGGCAACUCCAGGCCUCAAUCACCUGCCUACCCUCCGUAUUUUGUCACUGGUGUCCCGACGAUGGUCCCCAUCGCCCCUCCCUCCCUGGUGGACAAGAUGUCUUCUGUGUCCCCUUCGGAUGGCAGUCUACUCACAGCAGUGCCGAUGCAUGCUGUAGGGGUUCCCUACCGCGUGCCCUCACCUCAGGAUCAGGACUCUCUCAGGGUGCUACAGUAUGUAGAGAAACAACUGGCUCACUUCAACCCUGCCAGGUCCACCAGCCACCAGUCCUGCAGCCUGUCUGAGCUCAGCUCCCUCCACGAGGGAGAUACGGGCUUCCGGCAAACAUACCGAAAUGUCCAGAAGAAAGCUCUGCCCGCCAUCCCUGACCACGACCCUCAGCCUGAACCCCAACGCUACCGUGACAACCGCAGCCCAGAGCCGCAGCGUUACCGUGACAAUCCCCCUUCACCCCAACAAUAUUGCGAUGACCCCGACUCAGAACCUCGGCGCUGCCAGGACGAGCCCCUUCCUCCUCGGCGGUACAGCGACGACCCUCCGUCCUCCUCACAGUCACGCAGACCCGGCCGAAAUCAACGGCAACAGAAUCACAGCGAGGAGGAUAACCAAUACAGGUGGAACCCUCGUUCAGAACAUCUGCAGAGAAAGACGUACCGUACUGCAGGACGAACCGGCUCACUGGAUGAGCUGGAAGAGUUUGCUGCUUCUUACAAGCAGAGAGGGACCAGAAAGGCAGAUAAAAGGGAAGAAGAGAGGGGAGACUAUGAGAUGGAGCUUAUGGAGUUCAGUCGAUAUCCUUCCUACCGUGUUGCUCCGCCUCAGCAUUAUCACAAUGAUGAGAAUGAGCUUGGGGACAGCAGCGACCACGAAGAUAAUCCCAGACGAAAUAAGAAAAACGGACAUAUCAUAAGCCCACUUCAUUCGCCCCAAAAGAGGAGGGGCACUUGGGACAGCGACCACCCUGUCCCGCCCCCUCCCAGAGUCAGUCCACCAUCAACUUCUUCUCAAGAGAAGGACUACGAUGGCACGUUCCUAAACAGCUUGCUCGAGCGUAAGGCCAAGUUACGAGGGGUCAGCCAGGGGAAGAGUGGGGCCCGGGGUGAGGAAGAUUCAGACACACCCUCAAAGGGCAGCUCGAAAAAGAGCAGUGGGGAAUCUAGUAGGCACUGCAGCCGCUCGCCUAGUAACAGGCCUGAGGCUGAUUCACUGCCUCCUUACUCAGACACAGAGCGAAACAGAACUGAAAGGCCAUCUCCACGGCCACUCCCAGCAAACGCUCGCUCCUCUCAACCUCCCGCCCAUUCCCUGCCCGGUCGCAGAGAGGACCCCAGAGAAAAGAACCGGAAAGUGAGCACUCUCCUAAGCCGGGAUUCCCUCAUCGUCUGAUCAUCUGAGAGCCACACAGCCCGAGCGCUUUGAGCGGAGUGUACGGGAAGUGCAUGUCAGCCUAUGACUUUGGAUAUAUGCAAAUUACAACUGACUAUGAAGGAAAGCUGAAUGAAGAAAUGGACAACAGACAACAUUUUUACUAUCGAGACUGUUACUGGGGUUUCUGUCUGUGACUUCACGAAACGAUGAAGUCAUCACGGUUCAGUUUCUGUCACCGGCUGCCUCAUAUAUUGUAUAUGUCAGCUGGACUAACACUGAACUAAUGUGGGCUGGCUGUAUGACCUAGACUGUCCCUGCCAGCAGGACACUGUUCGUCUCCCCCCGUCCCCUUAGAAAACGCUCUGAAGCGGAGAGACCGGCUUUACGCUUCCAGCACAAUGAGCGCAUUCAUUUCCAUUUGAUGAGAUAUCUGCAUUAAAAGACACACACAAAAAAAAGAAGUAUAUGACAAGAGCAUUAUUGUAAAGUACAUAUUGUAGCUUAAGUUGUUUGACAAUACAAGCACUGUGUCAUUCAGUAACAUUAUUCAUGGACUAAAGCAGCUAAUUCAGAUGGCUUUUGCAGGGAGAUUUUUUACUUUUUGGCUUUAUUCAACAGCUGAAGAUAGACAAGAAAGGACCAGAGGGGAUGACACACAGCGAAGGGCCCAGAGGUCAGAUUUGAACCAAUGGCCGUUUCAGCAAGGGUUUAUGAGGUGCCAUCUCUGCCAGGUAAGCUACCAGAGCACCCAUGCAAGGAGAUUUAAAUGUUAACUACAGCUGGAAGGAGUAACCACCAUUACCAAAUGUCGACAUGCUGGUGUGUAUCUACAGUGGGGAUGGACAACAAAAGGACAGUAACUCUUAAAGCUGCAUUAAGCAAUAUUUUUAUACUGACUGACUGUGUGUAAUGUUAAGUUUUUACUUAUAGUCAAAAUUUAUCACCUAGCUCUGCAGUUCCCCUCAACUAUACAGAGAGUUGUAGCGUCUUCCAACUCAGUUUUGUUUUUUUUUUUACCUAUAACUUUUCUGUUUUGGUUCACUUUCAUUGCUCUCAUCAACCCUGUUUCCAGCAGCAGCAGGCAUAUGUUUUAGUUAAACACUUGACUGCACACUACCUGCUCUGCACCAAACAGCAGACAAACACAGUAAGCAACUAGCUGGUGAACAUAGUGGAGAGCUUAGCAGCUAAAGAGCCAGAUAUUUCCCUCAAGAGUUGUUGGAGAGACCAAAAACAGAACCAGACUACAAGUGAAUAUUGGACUGUUAUAGUGUUACUUUGUGUGUCUAAGUAAGAAACUGUUCAAAUGUUCCCCAUUACAUCUUAUAAAGUGCUAAUAUGCCAGUGUGUUUACAGCUAAGACUGCUGCCAUGUGGCCAACAAAUAAUGUAACUUACAUGCAAGUGAGCUGGGUAAUAUAAGGUCAAAUUCCAUGUAGCAACAUUUAUCAGCUAGAAAAGAAGUCAAUUUGAUUUUUAUUAGUUUUUAAAGCAACAUAAAACGGAAACAGAGCUCUGAAGAAGUGGGGCUGUAUGACGCUCAUUUUCAGUUCAUGAAAACAUACAUUAUAGUCCACAUAUAGAAAGCUACAUUGACAGAGUAUUAAAUGAAUGAGGGUAUGGACCAACACUGCAGACCUGCCCAUGAACUAAUAUGACCCACAUUUGCUGCAGCAUUUCAAGUGUUUAUUCAGUUACUUCUAAGUCACACUCAUUAUUCAUGAAGCAAUAACUUUGUCUCCAGAAUGUGUGUCAGUGAGCUUUUCAUCUUUUAUUAAUAGAUGUGAGUUUGCACAAAGUAACAAUUUUCUUUAAUGGACUAAAACCUGAAGAACGUUUUUUUGUAAACAUUUAAAGUAAUAAACAGCCACAUACCUUGAACAUUUUUGUAUUACAGUAUGAAGACAUUUUUAUAUGUAAACUCGACCCAUUUUGUGUGUGGUGUGAUAUGAUUGUUGUAUUUGUAUUUUUGUAAAUGAUUAUUAUGUUUGUCUAAGCUUUCCAAUGUGACUGUGUAGAUAAGAUGAAGUGUCUUGAUGAUUUGACUGAUUUGAUAACCGUAAUUCAGCCUUUUCUUAUCAGUGCUGAGUCAACAGCUAAACCAACAGCUUCACUUGUUAUCAUUCACAAAACACACAUUAUCCUACUGAUUUUCAGUCCUAUUACUGACUUGGUUCUAACAUUACGCCAUUCAGUGUUUCAUUAUCCCUGCUUCCAUGUUGGGUCGGCUCAUCAUGAGAAAAGUCUCAUGUUAGUGUAUAGUUGUUGUUUUUAAUUAUAUUUUCUGCUGUCUGGUACUGACUGUUUGUGUGUGUAUCAGAGAGAGAGAGAGAUGACUCUUUACAUUUCUGUAAAGAAGACAAUGUGUAAUUGAGUAUGACUCAUGUCUUUGUUCAUUGUUGUAAUCACAGACUGACUGCCUGUCUUUACUACACAGCUGUGUCAAAACUCACAUAUCAGUUCUGCCAGCUCAACCACAGAUAUCUGUGAAGCAGUUGUUUUGUCAUCCACAUAAAUCAUUUGUUACAACCUAUAAGUCUACAAAGUAUCUGCUUAUUGAACGGUUGAUAUCCAAGAAUUCAACGACUGUUCUUAAGUCCAAUUCUGAUACGGUUGUUUACUUGAGUAAUCAGCUUUUCAUGGUACUGUAUUGCUGCUUCAUUAUGAAAAGAUUUUUAUUUUUGUUUUAUCCCACUAUAUUUACUUGAGAGUUAUAGUUAUUGUAGAUAAUUCCAUACAGUACAUCAUAGAUUAUUUUAAAUAUACUACAACAGUAUAAAAGUAAGAUAUGAAAUCAGCUGCACCUUGACCAACAACCAUAUACUGCUGCUUGCACAU
Messenger RNA from Morone saxatilis (striped sea-bass), 5074 nucleotides. RefSeq names its product immunoglobulin-like domain-containing receptor 2. The transcript has 9 exons. The record is from RefSeq and is a predicted model, not a curated record. Gene Ontology annotation, biological process: pancreas development. Gene Ontology annotation, cellular component: membrane. NCBI's taxonomy places the organism in Eukaryota, Metazoa, Chordata, Actinopteri, Moronidae. The coding region runs from base 69 to 2255 and encodes 728 amino acids.